Knipowitschia caucasica is the source of this 1701-nucleotide messenger RNA. NCBI's taxonomy places the organism in Eukaryota, Metazoa, Chordata, Actinopteri, Gobiiformes, Gobiidae. The record is from the annotation of a GenBank genome assembly.
AUGACCAGCGUACGUCUGGGGGUGGCGAGGAUUUGGGCAAACACCGCCGCAGAGGUAGAGCAGAAGGGAGUGAACGAGGAGAGUUGGAGCAGUAGUGUUUUGAGGCUGUAUUUUGGUUCCGUUACAGUGAGAAGUCUCCCGUCUAAGAGGAACACAAAGUCGAACUGGGGGAAGCGAUUCUUGGACCAAUCGUGGCAAAGCUUCUUAAUGCAGGUGGUUUUCCCCAUACCAGCCCUGCCCAACAGCAGGUUGAAGCAGAAGGAUGCCAUGGGCUUUGAACAAGGGGACUUAAUGUUGAGAGACCAGUUCGUUAUGGGCCUCAAGGAUGGCCCCAUCCGCCAGGAACUGAGACGGCAGGUGCGAAAAAGGCCUGCACUCACCUUCGACGAGGUGAAAACAGAGGCUCUGGCCAUAGAGGAGGAGCAGGCAGAACAAUGGCCUCCACAUGACUGCUUAGUGGUAACUUUGUUUAGCGAGAGUGUCUGCAGGAACCUCCUCGGGGGUGAAAAGCUUAGAGGUAGUAAGGAACUACCCUGGUUGACGCUGAGGGCUGCUAAUGGGCUAAACAUUCCGUGGGUGGGUUACCUAGUGGCAGACUUUGUGGUGCAGGGGGUCCGGGUGCCAGCGCGCGGCAUUGUAGUUGCUAAGGACAGUUGUGUGGGAGCCGAUAAAGCAAUCCUUGGAAUGAAUGUAAUUGCGGACUGUUGGGAAGAGCUUUUUAACAAAUGCCAGGUGUCCUCCAAACAGUCAAAACCGCUGCUGGGUCGAGAGUGGCACUCUGUGUUUGCGGACUGCCAACGCAUACGCACGGUCUCUUCUGCCGACCCAUGGAAAGCAACGGCAAGGUUAGCCAGCCGCACCCCUGUUACCAUCCCUGCACAGAGCGAAAUGACUCUUUGGGCCAAAAUUCCUCUAUCGUCCCAACAUUGGCAAUGUGAGGCACUAGUAGAACCCCUUGGGGAAAACGGAGGGGUCGAGGUGGCAAGAGCCCUGGUGACUGUGGGAAAGGGCCGUAUUCCUGUGCGGCUCAGGAAUAUUCAUCCUUACGCGGUUCAGCUGAGCAGGUUCCAGAGGCUGGCGACAGUUACAGCUAUCGACCCCGACAGCAUUAGGGACGGUAAGGAGCUGUCCUUGGUGGAGGUGGAUCCCGGAGUCGUGGAAGUCCGCCUGGUCGAUGCUGCUCCCAAACCAGAAUCAACCAACGUAAGCCCUGCUGUUCCUGUCCCUGGGGGAGAUGGACUGACGGAGGAGGAACAGGGGAAGUUGGACGAGCUGCUAAAUCGAUGGCGGCAUGUCUUCUCUACCCACGAAGAGGACUAUGGGCGGACGAGUGCUGUGAAACACACCAUAACAACAGGUGAUGCAAAUCCUAUUCGCGAGAGGUAUAGAUUCCCCACUGACACUCCAAACCAGGCCCUAGGUGACCCAGACCAGCUUGUGGGAGUGGUAGAGACCGCCAUUACCCCAACCAUAGGUGGCAGUUUGGGAUGGGACGUGGCGCGAUGGAGAAGCCUUCAAGCUGAAGAUCCGGAUCUGCGUAAAAUCAAGCUUCACAUCGAGAGAGAUGGGACACCCAGGGCUAGAGAGAUCCCUGAGUCUGCUGCGAAGGAGUUUUUACUGGCCCCGAAUGGAGGACACAAUCGACACCUGGCUACAAGCUUGCCCGCGUUGUGUAUUACACAAGCCCGGACCCCCAGGUAG